Molecule: messenger RNA, 1899 nt
Organism: Hipposideros armiger (great roundleaf bat)
Lineage: Eukaryota; Metazoa; Chordata; Mammalia; Chiroptera; Hipposideridae
Gene: NT5C1B
Product: 5'-nucleotidase, cytosolic IB
Exons: 10
Coding region: 1-1899 (632 amino acids)
Biological process (GO): nucleotide metabolic process; adenosine metabolic process
Cellular component (GO): cytosol; cytoplasm
Molecular function (GO): magnesium ion binding; 5'-nucleotidase activity; nucleotide binding
Source: RefSeq, a predicted model, not a curated record
AUGAGUCAAACAUCUCUGAAACAUAAAAAGAAGAAUGAGUCUGGAACAAAACACUCAAGAGACAGUCUAGAAGCAGAGAAAAAAAGGGAGUCUGAGAGAUCAGGAGUUCGUCUGACCACUAAGAUGAGGCGUGCAGUCAAACCGAAUCACUGGCUGAGAUGUUGCCCUAUGCGUGGUCACCUGCCGUGUAGAAACUGCCUUAGUGCAGCUGAGGGAACAGUCCUUCUUGGCCCCUGCCGCAUAAUACAUAUUUAUAUGCACAUGUGCCUGUUGUGGGAGCAGGGCCGGCAGAUCAGCAUGAUCAGGGUGAGCAGAGAUCAAACGACCCAUUUUGGAGGGGAGCUACAGUCAAUCUGGGAAUCACAAGAAUUAUCAUUGCCGAAGACAGAUUCUCGUGGGUACCUCGUGCGAAGUGAGUGGUCCCGAACUUCACGGAGCCCAUCCACCAGAGCCCCAUCAGUAGAAGAGAACAGAAGCAAGACUGCCAGUCUUAAGGUCCCCACCAGCUCCACAACCUCCCGGACUUCAUCCACCUCCCCCAGCCAGCAAGAGUCUCAGCAAGAACUGUCCACGCAGGCCUCUGUGCCCAUUCCGACCGCGCCGCACACGCCACCAGCGCCUACAGACUCCUGUCCUCCCACGCCCCCGGAGCCCCAGCCGCAGUCCACGCUCCGGCGCAGCAGCAAGAUGCAUGAGAACACUGACAACUGGGCCCAUGGCAUAGGGCGGGACCCGCGGGACCCCCGGGAUACUCAGCAGCGGGAAUACCCCCGCACGCCCCCCAAUGAAUGGAAGCCCUAUGCCCAGCGCAAGGCGCACUACUCCUCCCAGCUGGACCGCGACUGUAUAUCCGACCUUCCCCGGCAGCAGCGGGAGGAAGAGGACGAUGACGAAGAAGCCUACUGGUCAUCCGUGAGGACACUGUAUGAGAAGAACCCAAACUGCUCUCGACCCCGGCCGGUCAAACCCAAGCAUGCCAUCACCGUCGCUGUGUCAUCCCAGGCUCUCUUCAACAUGACGGAUGGCAGGAAAGUCUACGAGGAAGAGGGUCUGGAAAAGUACAUGGAGUAUCAGAUCAGCAACGAGAAUGUCAUCCUGACUCCAGGGCCUGCUUUCCGCUUUGUCAAGGCUCUGCAGCAUGUCAAUGCUCGACUCCGAGAUCUGUAUCCUGACGAACAGGACUUAUUUGAUAUUGUACUGAUGACUAAUAACCAUGCCCAAGUGGGAGUGCGGCUUAUAAACAGCGUCAAUCACUAUGGCCUACUAAUUGAUCGCUUCUGUAUGACUGGUGGGAAAAGCCCCAUUGGCUACUUGAAGACCUAUCUUACCAACUUGUAUCUUUCUGCGGAUUCUGAAAAAGUCCAUGAAGCAAUUCAACAAGGGAUCGCCUCUGCAACGAUGUUUGAUGGAGGCAAAGACAUGGCUUACUGUGACACACAGCUCCGUGUGGCUUUUGAUGGGGAUGCCGCCAUCUUCUCAGAAGAGAUUGAACAUCCUACCAAGGACCAUGGGGUGGACAAAUUCUUUCAACAUGAAACACAGCAUGAGAAUAAAUUUCCUGCUCAGGGUCCCUUGAAAGGCUUCCUGGAAGAAUUAGGCAGACUGCAAAAGAAGUUUUAUGCCAAAGAUGAACGGCUUUGUUGCCCCAUCAGGACCUACCUGGUCACAGCCAGGAGUGCAUCCAGUUCAGGUGCCAAAGUGCUGAAAACUCUUCGCCGCUGGGGUCUAGAGAUAGACGAAGCUCUUUUCCUUGCUGGAGCCCCCAAAGGUCCCAUCUUAGUGAAAAUACGACCCCACAUCUUCUUUGAUGACCGUAUGUUCCACAGUGAAGGGGCACAGAAAUUUGGCGCCACCGCAGCUCACGCACCUUAUGGCAUUAAUCAAAAAAUGAACAAUUAG